GCGCCAACUACAUCUUUCGCCAUCUUGGAACAUUUGAAUCAAGCGAGUAAAGUAAGAGCACGAAAAACACGAUAGAAACGAGACAGUAUCAACAUUUUGUUUCGAAAGCCACCUAUGGUUCGAGGGGGCAUUACAAUUUCGAGUUGAAGAGAACCAGUUUAAACCAUGAGUACAUAUCAAAUGAACCAGAGUGAUGGGGGACCCCGAUCAAUGUCUGGGGGACAGAACUAUAUGGACCUUUCAAACAUGCCCCUGGAAAACAAGCAGGAACAGACCAUGAUGUGGCAACAGAAUCAAUACAUGGGAGACUCUGGAAUCCACUCAGGAGCCACCACCCAGGCCCCCUCAAUCAGCAGCAAGGGAGGUCACCAUGAUGAAAUGGAGGAGCCACAAUCAAACAUGGAGACCUCACACAUGCAAAUGUUUGACUGGGCUGAUCAGCAAUAUCCACAACAAGGAUACACACAGGAACAAAUUGAUGAUGUAAACCAGCAGCUGAAUCAGACUCGAUCACAGAGGGUGAGGGCAGCAAUGUUCCCGGAGACUCUGGAUGAGGGAGUACCUAUUCCUUCUACCCAGGUACAUCCAGACCAGCCCACAGCCGUACAGAGACUGGCAGAACCCUCUCAAAUGCUGAAACAUGCUGUUGUCAAUCUCAUCAAUUAUCAGGAUGAUGCUGAUCUUGCCACAAGAGCAAUCCCUGAGCUGACCAAGCUUCUGAAUGAUGAAGAUCAGGUGGUGGUCGGACAGGCAGCUAUGAUGGUGCAUCAGUUGUCUAAGAAAGAGGCCAGUCGUCAUGCAAUAAUGAACUCCCCCCAGAUGGUAGCAGCCCUUGUGAAGGCUAUGAACAACACUACAGAUUUAGAAACUACACGCUGUGCAGCUGGGACCCUACACAAUCUCUCACAUCAUCGUCAAGGUCUCCUGGCUAUCUUCAAGUCUGGGGGCAUUCCUGCACUUGUCAAGCUACUGAGCUCUCCAGUGGAAUCUGUCUUAUUUUACGCAAUUACAACUCUCCACAACCUACUGCUUCACCAGGAAGGUUCCAAGAUGGCUGUCCGAUUAGCAGGUGGUCUACAAAAAAUGGUGGCAUUACUGCAAAGGAACAAUGUCAAGUUCUUGGCUAUAACCACAGACUGUCUACAAAUUCUGGCUUAUGGAAAUCAAGAAAGCAAGCUGAUUGUGUUGGCCAGUGGUGGGCCAGGUGAACUGGUGAGGAUCAUGAGAUCUUACACAUACGAGAAACUGCUGUGGACAACCUCGCGAGUCAUCAAAGUUCUCUCGGUCUGCUCCAGUAACAAACCAGCCAUUGUGGAAGCAGGAGGAAUGCAGGCUUUGGCUAUGCACUUAGGACACCAAAGCCAGAGACUGGUACAGAACUGUUUGUGGACAAUAAGAAACUUGUCAGAUGCUGCAACAAAAUGUGAAAACAUGGAAGGCAUCUUACAAAUGCUUGUCCAGCUUCUCUCCUCAAACGAUCUCAAUGUGGUGACGUGUGCUGCUGGAAUCCUGUCGAACUUGACCUGUAACAACCAGCGUAACAAGGUCAUUGUAUGUCAAGUGAAUGGUAUUGAGGCUUUGGUCAGAACCAUCCUGCAGGCAGGAGACCGCGAGGACAUCACAGAACCAGCUGUGUGUGCAUUGAGGCAUUUGACCAGUCGUCAUCCAGAAUCUGAGAUGGCCCAGAAUGCUGUUCGUCUACACUAUGGACUUCCUGUUCUAGUCAAGCUACUUCACCCACCAAGCAGAUGGCCACUUAUCAAGGCUGUAGUUGGUCUCAUCAGGAAUCUGGCUCUAUGCCCUGCAAACCAUGCCCCACUGAGAGAACACGGAGCACUGCCCAGAAUUGUUCAUCUCCUCAUCAGAGCCCAUCAAGACACACAGAGGAGAGCCUCUAUCAGCUCCAAUGGGCAGGGAUCAGGGUAUGUUGAUGGUGUCCGUAUGGAGGAAAUUGUUGAAGGAACUGUGGGAGCACUUCACAUUUUGGCCAGAGAGGCUCACAACAGAGCUGUUAUCCGUGGCUUAAAUGGCAUUCCUCUUUUCGUGCAGCUGUUGUACUCUCCCAUUGAGAACAUUCAGCGUGUGGCUGCGGGGGUACUGUGUGAACUAGCAGCUGAUAAGGAGGGUGCUGAGCUUAUUGAACAAGAGGGAGCCACUGCACCACUCACAGAAUUAUUACACUCCAGAAAUGAAGGCGUCGCUACAUAUGCAGCAGCUGUACUUUUCCGCAUGUCUGAGGACAAGCCACAGGACUACAAGAAGAGACUAUCUGUAGAACUGACCAGCUCUCUGUUCCGGGACAACCAAAACAUGCCCUGGUCUGAUGUACAGCCCCCAGGAUUUGAGGAUGUAGGACACAUGAUGCCCCCUGCUGAUGAUUCCUACAGGGAUCAGAUGUACCAGCCUCCACAUCAUGACAGCCAGGGAAGCAUGCACAGCAAUGAUAUGAACAGGGGUUAUGAACACCAAAUCCCAAUUGACUCCAUGCAGGGUCUUGACAUUGGCAGUCAGGGAGGAAGUCAGUAUGGGGGGAUGGAAAAUCUGCCUGACUUGGGACCAAAUGCACAGUCAGGGGACCUCAAUUUCGAGAAUCUCGAGUCAAGUCUGCCUCAACAGUCUGGCAACAACCAAGCCAUGCCGUGGUUCGAUACGGACUUGUAAAUUAAUGUGCCACAGACUUGUAGAUGCCAUGACUUGACAACACAAGAGGCAUAACUCCUCUGCUUGGUCAAUACAAAGACUUCGCAAAUGUAUAAAACAAAGUAGUCAGUUCUUUUCUGUACAUUGGAUCUGAGGAUCUUUAGCACGAAGUAUUGUGUAUCUGUUAUUUGACGAACGGAGGAGGGAAAUUCCUGUUAAAAAGAAUUUAUAUUUAUGGUCUCUUUUUGAAAAAUUUCAGUAUAUGUACAUAUUUCACAUUGAUAAAAAAAAGAUCAAAAGAUUAUUUGGCAUGAUGAGGGGGACUUUUGUUCAUUGUCUUGAAUUUUUUAAUGUUAAGGUUGUAAUCUGAGCAGCUGAACUUUGAAAUAAUUUGGCAUUUCCGAAAUAAUCAUCAUCUAAACCACCUGGACCAGAAUUUAUUCUUGUUGUAAAUAAUUCAUUCCAAUAGUUUAUUUUCAUCUUGUAUAUGCCUUAGAAUAGAACACUUUUAUAAAACAAAAAAAAAUCUAUGUAAGCAGCAGGCAAACCAUAUGAACAAAAUAUUUGUAUUUCUGACAACCAUUUACAAUGCAAAAUUUUCUUCGUGUCCACCAUUUUGGAUUGUUGAUAAUGUGUCAAGGUCUGUCAGAAAUAUAAAUGAUCUAUAUUUUUGUAACAAUGCCAUAUCAGUUAGUAUACUCCAUCAUUUAAGUGCCUCAAAGGUAGUCAUUUUAAUUUUGGUCAUAUAUUUAUUGAAUUUUAUCAAGUUCAUGAAAACAUCUCUGGCAGAAAGUUUUCUAUCUUUUAAUUUUAUUGCACUGCAUUUGUCUGUAGAAUUAUUUUUGGUUUGUACUUUCUUUACCUUACUUUUUAUCCAUUUUUAGAUAAUUUUUAUAAUUCAGGAAAUUUAUUUAUAAUAGUUGACAUUAAGAUAUUACUAUGUGUUGUGUAAUGCAUGCAAUUCAAAAUAAAACUUCAGUUUUAAUAA
Messenger RNA from Saccostrea echinata, 3628 nucleotides. Its product is annotated as catenin beta-like. Gene Ontology annotation, molecular function: protein phosphatase binding; cadherin binding; transcription coactivator activity. Lineage: Eukaryota; Metazoa; Mollusca; Bivalvia; Ostreida; Ostreidae. Gene Ontology annotation, cellular component: adherens junction; catenin complex. The transcript has 14 exons. Bases 166 to 2661 code for a protein of 831 amino acids. The record is from RefSeq and is a predicted model, not a curated record. Gene Ontology annotation, biological process: cell adhesion; positive regulation of transcription by RNA polymerase II.